This is a messenger RNA of Capronia epimyces CBS 606.96, 747 nucleotides long. RefSeq lists its product as uncharacterized. NCBI's taxonomy places the organism in Eukaryota, Fungi, Ascomycota, Eurotiomycetes, Chaetothyriales, Herpotrichiellaceae. The record is from RefSeq and is a predicted model, not a curated record. The coding region runs from base 1 to 747 and encodes 248 amino acids. The transcript has a single exon.
AUGGCAAAAGUUUACAGCAAUGCUGGCGCGGUCAUAAUAAUGGUAGGCGGCGUUGGAGCCGCUCAGAGUAUCAACAGCACUUCGUCUUGGAUGAACAGAGCCUGGACACUUCAAGAGGCCACUCUCUGUGAUGAAACGUAUGUUUUGGUGAGAGCUACGCCCGGAUCGAUCACGUCUGACACGGGCCACAUCUACCUGAAAAUCCUGCAUGGCGAUAUCGCCAUCGCACGAUUGAGCGAGCUGGUUCAACAGGGCAAUGUGCAUACCAUGAGGGAGAAAGAUCUAAUUGCAGGCCAUCAGGUUCCUGUCACUUGCCUUGGAGCCGUGCCCGAAGCCAUAGCGGUGCUAGCAACCGCGAUGCGCCUCUAUGAUGAGGGGUCUGAUUCAAGCCCAAGCACAUUUCGGAUUGAAUCCAGCAGCGAGGAUUCUGAUGACGAAAUUGCUGCAUUGCCAGGUAGCAGGGACGAAAACACAGACGAAAACCAGAGGUUCGCCCCCGAAUUCGACACUCAAGAUGGAACAGAGGAGGAGGACGACGACUGGCAGCCCGGCGGCCCUUCAAAUCGCAGGAUUUCAGAUGAAUAUUGGAAUGACACCUCGUCCAGUGAUAGAGAGAGUCAGCCGAACAUAAAAUCUCCCAGACAACUCGAGAACGACGACAUAGGCACAGAGGAAAGGAGCUCCCCAGACAUCCAGAAUGCUGCGGCCUGGCGUAGCAUGUAUCUUCGGACGUCUACGAAGCUAUAG